AUGAGCUCCUCGCAGGAUCGUGUGGGCCGUGUGGUCAACCACAAGGAUUAUUACUUGCGUGGUGGGGACCUGAAUGUGUUGAUCGGCAACCAUCACUACCGCAUACACAGUUACUUCUUCUACCGUGAAUCGCUAGUAUGGCGCAAUAUGCUAGAUGCCUCUCCCGAUGGUGGGGAUCACGGCACGACUGAUUCUCCAAGUCCUUUCACCCUUGACGACGUCAAAAGUGAAGACUUUGAGCGCUUCCUCUGGGUGAUAUACAACCCCCAAUAUUCACUCUACGAUGCUCCCCUUGAGAAACUCAACAUCGAGCCGAUCGACAAGAUCGUGGCAUACCACGAAUAUAAGAUCAACAAAACUCUCCUUCUCCCUGCAUACAUCGCGAUGUGCAAACGUGAAAAGUCUCUGUCUCUUGCAGAGGGUACAAAGCUCGGAAUGGAAACCGUCCUCCGCCUUGCCGACGCACGCGAGCGUGCUCGGCAGCAAGCCGCGGAGAGCGGCAUUCGCUCCCCGACAUUUGAAGAUUUUGAGGAUGCACAGAUGGAAGAUAUGGUAAGGGAAGUGUUUGGCAUUGCGCCGAGACCUACGUCGCCCGGUCGACACUCCAGAAACUCGUCUGGUGCAUUCAACGGUUUCGGUGGCACGGCCAAUCAGAAUGGCUUUGGCUUCACCCCCCAGAAAGCCAACGGGGAGACAACACCUGGCUUUAAUGGUUUUAAUUCAUCGACCAACAAGCCAGUUGAUCCCCUGCACGUAUCUACAGACGCGACGGCGCCACCUCCAACCAAUGGCUCAACAACCAAGACUGAUGGCAAGAAGCCACAAGCACCGCCAAAAGAUGAGAAAUCGUCGCCUGAAGCGAACGGGGCUUCCCCCCAACAAGCUGCGCCUGGUGCCACUGACAACAAAGGAGGCGCAGGGGGUAAGGCCAAUGGCACAGGUGAGUAA
Suillus fuscotomentosus is the source of this 948-nucleotide messenger RNA. RefSeq lists its product as uncharacterized. The record is from RefSeq and is a predicted model, not a curated record. The coding region runs from base 1 to 948 and encodes 315 amino acids. The transcript has 4 exons. Lineage: Eukaryota; Fungi; Basidiomycota; Agaricomycetes; Boletales; Suillaceae.